GGUGCCGUGAAAUGGCAGUGGUUUCGCCCUGGGAGCCCCUCAUGGGUAGGCUGGGAACGGCCGGUGGAGUUCUGUGAGAACCUGGGCUCUUCUUACCUGUACCUGACCCUGACAACAAAUUGUGGAGCUGGGGAUUGAAGGGGAAAAAAAAAAAGAAGAGAUAAUAGCUUCCUAAUAACUUGCUGCCAUAGGCCUAGCAGUAAUUAAAGUGCUCAGGCAGGUUCUUGUUUUUAUACAACAAAAUGACCUUGUCAUUCAGGUUGAAGUUAAGUGUGGCUUGAGCUGUCCUUAUUUAAAAAAAAAAAAAAAAGUGUACUUCCAUGAAGUUAAAACAUGGAUUCUUAAAGUGAAGAGAAGUGGGGACUUCUGGGAAGCUGACACAAAGGAUAGUUCUGGUCAGUGUUUAAUGUAUACUGGUAGGAGAUCUGAUGCGGUGGUUCCAGUCCCAUGGAUUUAUUUAUUUAUUUUUACCAUAGUUAAAGACUCUUGGAUCAAGUGACUCUGCUGCUUUUUUUUAGGAAAUUACAGAAAGUAGUAGUUCAGAUGCAUAGCAAAGUAGUGUUAUGUAGUGGUGUUUCUCCAUAAGUAGACCAAAAAAGGUUUGAAAAGAAUGUGGCCAUUGUUGAAGUGUGUGCGCGUAAGGUUUGUGGUAUUUCUGUCAUCACUGUUAGAGUGGCAUCUUUUGAGUUUGCCCCUGAGAAGCUCUGGUAGAAGGAAAGCUUUGUGCAUGUGUGCACGCGUGCAAAUGACCGUGCUUUUUGUCCAUUCUCCCAUAACUUGCAUGCUAAGCAAUAAACAUGAGUUUUACGGAAAUCAAAAAUGUCUGGUUUUUUGUUCUAGGUGCUGGUAUAAAAGAUGAGGCUGAAUGAGAGCCGGACAAGAUCCUUCCAGGCUCCUGUCACCAUCCACAAUUACCCGGGCAGGCAGGUGUAUGUGUUUCCCAAUGGCCGAUCUGAUUCCGAGGAGUCAUCAGAGGAGGAGCUCAAUGUUAUGGAAUUGCGACCGAGGGGCAAGGAGCAGCAGCGAUGCAGCACUUCUCGGGACAGAGUCGGAGACGUGGUACUUCUGGAGCGAGAGAUUACAGAGGAUGAUAAUCUUAACAAGCUAGCCCUGCAGUAUGGUUGUAAAGUUGCAGACAUCAAACGCGUCAACAACUUCAUCCGGGAGCAGGACUUGUACGCGCUGAAGUCCAUCAAGAUCCCCGUGAGGACCCACGGGCUGUUAACGGAGAAGGGCAGAGAACUGAGGCCGCUCCCGACUGCGCCCUCCCAGACCGGCCUGACGCUGGUGGACUUGCCAGAGCCCGACGAGGCUGCGAGCGGCUCUGCUGAGGGCGGGCGCCUGAGCGACUACUUCAAGGGGAUCGACGAGAGCAUUCGGGACGCGGUGCAGGUGGAGGUCCAGCUAAACGCAGAGUACUGCACGGAAGCACGGGAGAGGCCGCUGCCUGAGUCAGGGAAGCAGGAGACCAGUAAUGGCGCGGACUGUGGGAUCCAGUGGUGGAACGCAGUUUUUAUUAUGCUCCUGAUAGGAAUUGUCCUGCCAGUAUUUUAUAUCAUCUAUUUUAAAACACAAGGUCUGGUGGCCCAUACCUCCAACACAACGCUAACCUCAAACAUUUCAACAGAUGGAUUGGAAGGGAAAUUACCACAAAGCUCAGUUGUAGAAAAAAAAUCCUAAGGGGGCGAGGCAGCCAAGUGCAGCCUCUCCUCCUGGCACUGAAGCCCGUACACCAGUGACUUUGACACGAGUGCAUUCAGGGGGAUAACACUACAGAUUAUUUUUAUUUUUUUAAGUAGCUGAUGAUGUAAUCCUGAACUUGACUGAACGUGAGGUGAUGCGAUUUUAUGGAAGGAUAAGGGUGCUUUGUUGCUUAUACGGAUCGUCGGGCAGCUGGCUGAACAUUCGUGAACUCUGUUGAGGGAAAGUAUUUUGUAGCAGUUUCCUCAUCGUGGUUGCUUCAGGUAUUUCUUAAUGCCGUGGCUAAGAAGCGAAUCCUUUGCUGCUGAGCUGAAGAGUGCAGUAUUAACGUAUUUGGGAAGUUGGGGGGGGUGUUUGCAUUUUAAGAAAACACUUUUUGCUUAGAGUAGAAGCUGGGAUUCUUCCUUUGUCUCUGAACCGUCAUUUUUAACCCCUUGCAGCCCAGGGCAGUGCUGGCAUACUUAACCCUAAACCGAUGACUUUGGCUGUGUUAAGCGAGGUGUGCCAGGGUGGGAGGGUGCUGCUGGCACCUCACCUUUUCAUCUCUUGAGCAAGUGUUUAAGCUGUGUUCGUUAGGGUGCUUUAAGCCCACCUGGGGAAGGGUGGCCCAGACCUCGCCUCCUGGAUGAAAUCCCUCAGCGACAGCUCUGGAAAUGCGGAGUCCCUGCAGGCGGAGCUUGUGGCAGAUCCCUGCCACGCCGGGUACCGCUGCUCCAGAGCUGAUGCUUCAGGGUGACCGGAGCUGGCCAGGGAGGCCGGGAGGAGGCUGCCAGAGCAGCGCGGGGACGGUGCUGCGUGGCACGAGCUGCCUGGAGGCUCGUUUGCAGGGAUGGGGCUGGCCAGUGUUAGGUUUGUGGGGGGAGAGUCCAUACUGGUGCAUCUCAACCACCCAGUUGCAAUCAUUGAUUUGAGUCUCCGUGUUUGUCGUCUCCAUGUGAGAGCGCAUCACUAAGCUGCAUUUAAUUUGCAAGGUCUGGGAAAGAAGCCCUGGGUUCCCUUAGCCAGUCACGGGGAGAGAGGCAGAUGCACGUAACGCCUGGAGAGGCUGGGACUGCGAAGCUGCUGCGGGUGAGACGUUCCUGAAAACUGCUGACACUGGCAUGGAAAAGCUUUGGAGUGUGUGGGAAGGACCGGUGCCGCUUUGGCGGCUGGUGGUGUCCUGAGGAGGGUGUAAGCCUGAGGUCCCUGCUGUUUAGGAUGAAUUGGUAAACACUACGUGUUAGGCAUGAGCAGAAAAGGAGGCAGAGAAGAAUUUGCCUUAAGGAUUUAAUUCAGCAAGUUCAGGGCCUACAAGCAGAUGUAAACUCUCUCCUAGAACUGCACCCUGAGGUGGUUUUUUUUGCAGCACGGGUGCGUGAAACCUGGCCAGGGAUGGGAAAGUUACGGCGAGGCGCAGCUCCAGUUGGGGGCCUGGCCCAUUCCAGGGCCGCUUGCGGGGGCUUGGUCUGUCCUGGCAGGGGCCUCGGUUCCCGGGG
Molecule: messenger RNA, 3176 nt
Organism: Egretta garzetta (little egret)
Lineage: Eukaryota; Metazoa; Chordata; Aves; Pelecaniformes; Ardeidae
Gene: LYSMD4
Product: LysM domain containing 4
Exons: 2
Coding region: 856-1680 (274 amino acids)
Source: RefSeq, a predicted model, not a curated record